UCCACCUCGGCACAUCCUCCACCGAACGCGCCCGACCCAACUUCGUCCUCAUUUUCUGCCUCUGCCUCCCCCAAACCGCAAAAUGCCGACAAGGGAGGACUCGCCUCCGCCUCUGCCGCCAGUCCCGCCGAACUCUCCCGUCUUAAAGUAAGGCUCAAGGGCGGACUGCGGCAGUUCCCAGAUUUCCCGUCGCCAGGCAUUCUAUUCGAGGACAUCAUGCCACUAUUCAGCUCACAUGAUCUCCACAGCGAUCUCAUUACGGCUCUUGAGUACCAACUUGCGGCGAGCUUCCACACGACCAUUGGCGAGAAGAGCGAGAUCGAUGUGAUUGUGGGCUUGGAGAGUCGGGGCUUCCUGUUCGGCCCGACGUUGGCGUUGAGAGUCGGUGCGGGUUUUGUGCCUGUGCGAAAACCGGGCAAGUUGCCUGGUGAGACGGUGGAGGAGAGUUAUCGGAAAGAGUAUGGAGCGGAUGCCUUCCAGAUGCAGGCUGAUGCGAUCAAGCCCGGACAGAAGGUGGUGAUUGUGGACGAUAUCAUUGCGACGGGCGGCACUGCAGCUGCUGCCGGCAAUCUCGUCCAGAAACUCGGCGGACACCUCCUCGGCUACGUCUUCAUUAUGGAACUGGACUUUUUGAAGGGCAGAGAAAAACUCAAUGCUCCAGUUCAUACGUUACUGAGUGCGCAGGACGAGGCCCUCAAG
Messenger RNA from Pseudocercospora fijiensis CIRAD86, 699 nucleotides. RefSeq lists its product as uncharacterized. Gene Ontology annotation, biological process: adenine salvage; AMP salvage. Gene Ontology annotation, molecular function: AMP binding; adenine binding; adenine phosphoribosyltransferase activity. The transcript is spliced from 2 exons. The annotation marks the transcript as partial. The record is from RefSeq and is a predicted model, not a curated record. Gene Ontology annotation, cellular component: cytoplasm. NCBI's taxonomy places the organism in Eukaryota, Fungi, Ascomycota, Dothideomycetes, Mycosphaerellales, Mycosphaerellaceae.